AUGAUUCUGAUGAAGAGGAAGAACCCACUGAAGUCACCAAUCAAGUGGUUUUACUCCAAGGACGGCCUGCCGCAGACCAAGGUGACGAUCUACGUCGCCCAUGAUGGUUUCGUCUCCGCUGUCGGCGACUUCGAGUCGGAGGACGACGAGGAUGAUACUGAUUCUGAUGAGGAGGAUGGUGAUGGUGAGGAGGAGGAAGAAGGUGGUGUUGAGGCCAUGGAGAAGAAGUAG
Linum tenue is the source of this 231-nucleotide messenger RNA. NCBI's taxonomy places the organism in Eukaryota, Viridiplantae, Streptophyta, Magnoliopsida, Malpighiales, Linaceae. The record is from the annotation of a GenBank genome assembly.